This is a messenger RNA of Phytomonas sp. Hart1, 5247 nucleotides long. Lineage: Eukaryota; Euglenozoa; Kinetoplastea; Trypanosomatida; Trypanosomatidae. The record is from the annotation of a GenBank genome assembly.
AUGGAUCCUGUUCGUAGACAAGAAAUAAGGGGUACACGCCGUCAGCGACGUGCCCAAAGAGUUGUGAGGGCAAGUGCCAAUGAGAGCCCUUUGUAUGACGGUAAUGGUAUGACAAAUGUGAACGCAGAAAAUUCGCAGAUUAGCGAGACUGCUGGCACACCAGUAGCGGAAGGGGAGCAUGGUGUAAACCGAAACGUGUGCCCACAAUCUACAUUAUCCGAUACCACCCGGUUGCUGGAAAAGGUUCAAAGACAAAAAAAGGAAGGUAACGACACAGCAUUAGAGCUUUCGGAGCGUGAGGCGCUUGUCCAGCGGCGGUACGCACCGAAUGUUCAGGCAUUUUUGCGGCAGUCUCUCUCACCAUUGCCUGAGGAACAGUCCAAGUUCCGAAACACAACGUCCCUUCAGACGGCUCAUAACUUUAAGAAAGACGAUCUUUUGGCAGCACUUAUAGCUGACACUCAGGGAAACUUUCUAAAACUGGACCACGAACUCUCUGAAGAUUACUCACUCGCGGCACAGCGUCUGCACGCUUCGGUGUUCUCUCAUGCCAAUGAUUUUUUAGCCCUUUUCCGAGAUGUAGAAAAAACAAGCGGCCUUGUCGAAGUGCUCAAGGCGAAUGUUCAGGGGACCAAGGCUGCCAUAUCGGCUAUUAGUAAGUUUAAUUACUUCAACAUUGGCGACAGCAAUUUCCCGGUCAGUAGCCCACACCCAUCCUUUUCAGUGUCUCCAUCUAAGGUGAGCAAACUGGGCUCCAACCCUGUGGAUACAGGGGAUAAUAGGUUGCUAUCCUGUCAGCGGCCAAGUCUCGUGUCCCACUGCGCCUAUUGUUAUGAUGAGUGUAGUGUAAAUAUUUCUCGGAAUUGCUCUAUAAAUGCCAAUGGAAUAGAUCUUACAGGCGUUGAGACUAACGUGUACACGCGAGCACAACGAAAUGCUAGCAGAACUGUGGGAUCGAGCACUACAGCUGAGGGGACCGAAAUUCAUCCUGCAUGUGAGCUCUCUGAUACAAUAAGAACACAUAGCGACCAUUUCUUUGCUGUGCCGCAGACAACUGGUACCUCCUUUAGGCCUACAACCCGCUCCUUAAACAUUCGUUCAUUUACACAGUGGCAGCACGCCAUUGGAAGUGGUGGAGUCUACACCGCUAGGAAAACAGAUGUCACUAACCUUUCAAGCGAAAACGGAAACAAUAAAAGCCUCGAUAUCCCUGCUUCUUGCGACAACGAUGGUAAAACAACUUUCAAAAAGAAAGGCUUAGAGUUGCAUUUCACAGAGGUGCAAGUGUUUGCAGAUGUUUUGAAGGAAGAGGUAGUUCAAUUGUUGUCAGAACGGCGUCAUUCAGAGGCAGCGGAGCUGCUUCGCAGCUUAAGUGGCGAGGCAGAGCGCAAAGGCUGUCUUCCACUCUUACUUGAGUUAGAAUCCACGCUUGUUCGAUCUAUCCUUGACAGCCUCAACCACGUGCCCAUGACGAUGCUGUACGCUGAAAGCGUACAUAUGCCUUUACUUCGACUUUUAUUACGGUUUGGGAGGCACAAUAGCGCGUCCUCAGCAUAUUUGGCGCUUCAGUCGAUGUGGUUACGGAACGAAUUGCGCAAGCUGCAUGACAAUGCUGAUCCCAAACAUGCAAGCAUAGUGGCAGUGGAAUUCUUAGUGGUAGCUAUUCGAUCGAUUCUCCAGCGGCAACGCACCUUGGGCAUACCCUUGGACGAAGCACGGAAAGCACCUUUUCUGAAUAACGACGGUAAUAAUAACAAAGGGGUGGAUCAUCAAGUGUCUCCAAACUCAACAGCGGCUCUCUGGGUCCAAGAGAAUGUCAUGCACUUUGCGCAAGAACUUCUUACACCACACGUGCUUAGCUACGGAACUGAAACCGUCGGUGGUGACCCCUUGCAGAUUCGUCACGCGGUAGCCGUACUGACCAAAGUUGUAGAAGUGUUGUAUGGGCUCACAUUAGACGGCUUUGCGGGGUAUAAUACACUCACACUCCAGUUUUUGACACCAGGUUUGAUGAUUCUGGAGGCUGAGUUUGCACGCCUAACUGAGGCGCGUCUUGAGAGCACUGGUCGUGCCAUGCUUAAAUAUCUCAUCACGAGUGGGCUUCACAUGUACAAAACGAAUGCAGCUGAGUACGAACCGUCUAUUUGUGCAGACAUUGCAUGGAAAAGUAACGCACGGUCCCACGAACUGCUGCGAAAUGUUAAAGGAAUGCCGUGUGGUCCACAUAUGCGAGUCAUUCAGUUGCUUUUGUGUCCGGCUGCCUCCGAUUUAUUUGAUCGCCACCAUUCUGCAGCACCACCUGGUACAUCAGUUCAGGGUACCAAAGCAAAAACAAUUGAAAAAAACGAACCUUUUCUUCAAAACAAACAAAACUGUACUACUAAAGAUGACGGUAGCAGCAGUGCGACUUCUUCCUCAUUUUUGCCCCCGGAGCGAUUUAGAUUCUCGCGCUACGCCAAUGGCUGCACUAGUGUGCAUGACUUGUUCGUGCACUCUGUGGUGCACUUUACUGCAGCAAUGGGCGGCCGUAAAUGGAAGCCAAGCAGUAACACUGAUAGUAACACUACUUCUCGAAUUAAAGUUCAAAACCCUAGGGAUCUGGGAAAGACUGUUACAGACAACUCAACGGCUGCUCGUAUAUCUGAAGAAGGGAAAUAUGGCAGUAAUAAAGGAGUGGGACUCGAUCCAGCCGAAAAUAGGCCACAGGCUAAAACUAGCUUGAUCUUUUCCAAUUCCCUUAUCGCCGAUACGUUUGAUUUGACCUUGCACGAUUUGUGUGCUGCUUUCUUGUGCACUUCAUUACAGCAGCGGUACGCUCUGAUAGAAUUCCUCUCCUCAGAAACUUUCAUCUCUCAUCAGCAUGCCUUAUUCCCUCCAGUCGCAGAAGAGGAUUGUGAAGUGAAAUCGUUGUUUUUCAAUAACCCGGUCAAAUCUCCCGGGUGGGUGUUCGAUGGGUGCAGUGCCCUGCUCUCGGAUAUGAUAAGCGUCAGCGUGUGGGUAUCGUACCUGGUCCAGGGUAAUGCUGUGAGUCAUCUUUUGGGCGAUACAACCGUCUCAUUUCAGUCACAGCAUCUUGAGGGUCUACGGCGCGUUCUCCCAGGCGUCGUGCAGAGCUGGUUGACAACCACUUUAUCACUAGGCUACAGGAUUGACAACGCUAAGGGUCUAUUGCCUGCUUCUGCUGUUGCUGUGAUCAUGCGUCUACCCCAGCCGAAAUCCCCUAUAUGUACCGCUGACAAAGAAGGUGAUGCUGCGGUGGAUACGAAGGCUGUCGGCAGAAGCCCUGCAAAACCUGCGAUGAGGGGUGAAUCUAGUCCGUUGCAAUCGUCACGUUUUGAUAUCGCAACCGGCCUGAACAUCGCCCACUCGUGCUCUGAGUCGUUAGGUGCAGUAUGUAACACAAAUGGAAGGCAUCUAUUUGGGGAACUCAAAAGUGCAGUCUCCGCCGCUGGUGACGCGUAUAGUAUCAAUAGCUUUGGAAGUCGUGUGGCAGGCAUGUGUGGCUUCCUAAUGGGGACUUCAGGUGCCGCUGGAAAGGGCAAUAUUAGGCAAUUGACUGCGAACGACCUCUACAGUGGUGAUGAUGACAUGCAUAUUCUCUCCAUACCGGUGAUGGAAUUCAAUACUCGUAAUGAUGGCGUGAAGGACAAGGCCGAUGCAGAAUCAACACAAGGAAAAGACCCUAUUUUCCCGAAAUUAGCAGGCAUGUCGAUGUCUAAUAUGGCGCCACCUCUUUCACUUGAGUUGUCUGCUGCAACACAAAUAGACGAGCGGAAGUUAUUGCCUCUUCUUCUUGAAAUUUUAGACACAGAAUACUUUACGCCGCAUGGCUACUGUGUCCAUCAUCUCCUAAUUUCCAUGGGCACGUCUUCGUUUGUUGACGCCAUUGAGUAUAUCAAUGGCACCACACAUAAGUUUUCCAAUGUGUGGGCAGUGCGUAGUGCACUCCCUAGCUACCCAGAAUUUCCCAUCGGCGAGGAAUUCGACCGCAAUGAUGAGCUUUUUCUCUUUCACUGGUGUGUCCAAAUAUCAUUACAUUUGCUAACUUUGUUUCAAGAAAGGUUUCUGGUGCCAAGUUAUGCGCUGAAUAUGCGUGCGGGGGAAGUUGUGGGGCAGCGACAGACUUCUCAAGGAAAGGGCAUCCUGUCGAUGAGUAAAGAAGGAACGCAAUACCCGGUGCAAGGUUGUGUAUCGCCUUCGGACGACAGCGCCUUGGCGGCCAUUUGUGCGGGUGGCGGCAACUACGUUGGUGCCAUCUGUAUGCUACAGUUUUUAGUGGUUCGCUUGCUGACCGAUGCAUUAUGCUCUAGCACAACCUGGAACGCGGUUUAUGCAUGUAAAUCUAGUGCUGAAUGGCGCGCUGACAAACGUGUGCGCCGGCAGCAAUUAUUCUUUUUCGCACUAUUCAUGCGGUUCUGGUCGCCCCUUUUUUACGGAGGGAUGUCUGUCCCACUGUAUGAUGUCUCCAAAACUAGCGUUGACGAAGUCCAAACAGGUAAAAAUUCGGUAGACGGUAACAGGGAUAUCCCGGGCUCGUCACUAUCGUUUCCCGAAGCGAGUUUAACCGGCGAAAAGGGUGUGCCUGCAUUGGUAAUCCUGGAAUGGCUCACCGCAAGCGGUGUUUCGCGGCAGGCGAGAACGGCCUUUACAGCUGCGGCAUCCAAUAAGUCGCACUCCACUGGCGUAGGCCAUUCCAUGCAGACCGAUCGUUAUUCCCUAAGUCAGACUGACGGCAAUGCGUGCUUUAACACCGCUGUAGAUGAGCUUUUCGGUAGUAAUGGCAGCGCUGGAAAGGUAAGAAAGGAUAGUUUAUUUGGAUCUGUGAAUGCCUUUCCGUCAAGUGCUACAGCCACUCGGAAUCAGGCUCAGAACUCGUUGCCUUCGCAAAAUGUGCGCGUGCCGAACACUAGAAAUACUACAGUGUUGGCUGCAGAUCCCUCCACUGCGAAUGUACCCCUUAGCGUGGGAUCCUAUUUGCCAACCACGCUUCUUGAUAUAGUACAGUGUUUUUUUCAAGAUACACUAGGUGAAACACAUGCUGUUUCAUUUUUGACCUCCAACCUUAUGCGCGAUCGAGUAGAUCGAGCACUUGUGUCAAUCAAUCUUGCAGAUUUUGUCGGUACCUCUCACUUGCAAAGCGGAGAGGAGGAAGAAAAUACGGACGAGUUUGAUAUAAUUGCAAACGGUCGUGUGACCUUAGCACAUGUGCGAGAAUUGCUUUUUAGUUAUAUUCAGCCACUUUUGUAG